UGCCGCCCUCCCCGCGGAGCGUGGCUCCCGGGCGUGCGCGACGCGCGGAGCAGGUGCCGCCGAACCCUCCGCAUGCUGUUUCCCGGCCCGAGGUGGUAGCGGCGCCCGCGCGCUCUGCCCGCUGCUUCUGGGCCACACUGGGCUCCGGCGCGGGGCCAUGUCGCUGGUGACUGGCAGCAGCGAACCGGCCGGCGGCGCCGGCGGCGGCAGUGGGGGCGGCGCGCGGGUUUUCUUCCAGAGUCCCAGGGGUGGUGCCGGUGGCAGCCCGGGAUCCAGCGGCGGCUCCGGCUCCUCCCGGGAGGACUCGGCGCCCCUGCCCUCGGCCGCCGCUGCUGGGCAAAUUAAGGAGCAGCAGCAACAGCAGAGGCGGCACCAGCAGGGAAAAGUGACAGUGAAAUACGACCGCAAGGAGCUUCGCAAGCGGCUGGUGCUGGAGGAGUGGAUCGUGGAGCAGCUAGGUCAGCUGUACGGCUGCGAGGAAGAAGAAAUGCCAGAUGUGGAAAUCGACAUUGACGAUCUUCUUGAUGCAGACAGUGAGGAAGAGAGAGCUUUAAAAUUGCAGGAAGCUCUCGUGGACUGCUACAAACCAACAGAGGAAUUUAUUAAAGAGCUGCUGUCUCGAAUAAGAGGCAUGAGGAAACUGAGUCCCCCACAGAAGAAGAGCAUAUGAUUCCGGAGCCGAGCGGAGUUCUCUGGAGACAAAGACAGGGUCCUGGGAUGUAGACUCCAUGAAGACUUUUGUUAAAGAAUAGUUGUCUUUCUGAACAAGCUGUUUUUGUUUAUGUUUUUGGUGUGUGGGGGAAUCUUCUAGACAUUUAUGCAAGAGCGUUCUGUUUCUUUGCUGUUGUUUUUAAAGGUUUUGGAUAGUGUAAUAUUUCAGUAGCCAAGAUAUCAUGACUCUGACCUGUGGCCCAGCCAAGGAUUGUCAAAGCAGGUGGACCUUCCAAUGUGGCUGGGCCAGAUGGUGUUUUCUGCAAGAACUCAGAUUUGAGGACUUCACAGAGAAGAUGUUUUUCUUACCGCUAGUUUGGUAAUCCCCUUUUUCUUAAGUUGUAUGUUUGACUCACAUGUCAGAUUUCUCAUACUUGUACAUAGCUACACACCAGUAAGUUAAAAUGCGGAUGUGAGCUUUAUUUCGCAAUGACGGAAUAAACUUGUUGUCUUCCCUUA
This is a messenger RNA of Ochotona princeps (American pika), 1170 nucleotides long. RefSeq names its product protein phosphatase 1 regulatory inhibitor subunit 14C (gene PPP1R14C). The transcript is spliced from 4 exons. The record is from RefSeq and is a predicted model, not a curated record. Gene Ontology annotation, biological process: regulation of phosphorylation. Bases 158 to 670 code for a protein of 170 amino acids. Gene Ontology annotation, cellular component: cytoplasm. Gene Ontology annotation, molecular function: protein serine/threonine phosphatase inhibitor activity. Lineage: Eukaryota; Metazoa; Chordata; Mammalia; Lagomorpha; Ochotonidae.